Messenger RNA from Columba livia (rock pigeon), 2557 nucleotides. It is a transcript of the gene SERPINE2, whose product is annotated as serpin family E member 2. Gene Ontology annotation, biological process: negative regulation of plasminogen activation; negative regulation of endopeptidase activity. The transcript is spliced from 12 exons. The record is from RefSeq and is a predicted model, not a curated record. Lineage: Eukaryota; Metazoa; Chordata; Aves; Columbiformes; Columbidae. Bases 591 to 1913 code for a protein of 440 amino acids. Gene Ontology annotation, molecular function: serine-type endopeptidase inhibitor activity.
AACACUUUCCAGGAUUAUCACCUCUGGUUUCUGCAAAUGGACUUUCUCUUUUUGGAAACAAGUGGAAGAGCAGCACACUGCUGUGGCAAGUUCCCAGCUUUCAGCAAUCUGUCGCAUGGGGGCUUGUCUCCUGAGCACAAGAUCAUGUCUCUGCAUUGAGAAGCCUAUGGUGAUUACUUCUACCUGUCUUGUCAGCUCUGCUGGCAGCACCAUCACCACCGCAGCACUGCUCCAGUCCUCCUGCUCUGCUCCCCAAGCCUGAGCUGACGCAGAGUGAGCACCCAGGGAUACCGCCUGCCGGGAACGGCCAGCCAGAGGGACAGCGAGUCACUCCAUCCCAAAGACGAGCUCAGGAUUUCACCCUGGAGCCGUGCCAUGGGGACGGACCAAGUGCCAUGGAGCAAAUCCAGCCUGAAAGAGGGUAACUAUUUAUUCCUAAGCAAACUGGACUCUAAAUGCUGCUGAACUGGAAUUCAGUUGUUCUGCAUUGCUCUGCUAUUGCGAACAAACCACUUCUGAAAGGUCCAGAGCUGCUCUGCUGCCUGCUCUUUUUACAGUUGUGCAAGUGAACAGAAGUAGUCGAACCAACAAUGAAGCUUCGCCAGCUCUGGUCACUUGGGUCCUGCAACCUGGACAUGGCGUGCAAAAGCUUAAGCAGCAGCUUUGCUGAUGGGGCUUCACCUCAAAUCCACACGAAUCCAAGGUAUCUCCAACCAGAAAUCAUGAACUGGCACUUCUCACUUCUCUUUGUUCUUGGGACGUUAACAUCUGUAUGUUCCCAGUUCAGUUUUUAUCCUCUGGAGGAACUCAGCUCUGAUGUUGGAAUCCAGGUCUUCAAUCAGAUAGUGAAAGCUAAGCCUCAGGACAAUGUUGUUGUUUCUCCUCAUGGGAUUGCAUCAGUCCUGGGGGUGUUGCAGUUGGGUGCUGAUGGCAAGACAAAGAAGCAGCUGACAACUAUGAUGAGAUACAGCGUAAAUGGAGUUGGUAAAGCGUUAAAGAAGAUAAACAGGCUCAUAGUCUCAAAAAAGAAUAAAGACAUUGUUACAAUUGCUAAUGCAGUGUUUGCAAAGAAUGGCUUUAAAAUGGAAGUGCCUUUUGUUACAAGGAACAAAGAGGUGUUUCAGUGCAGUGUCAAGAGUGUGGACUUCGAGGACCCAAAUGCAGCAUGUGAUUCCAUCAACCAGUGGGUGAAAAAUGAAACAAGGGGAAUGAUUGAUCAGGUUGUAGCUCCAGAUGAUAUUGAUGGCAGUUUGACCAGACUGGUUCUAGUAAAUGCUGUGUAUUUCAAGGGCUUAUGGAAAUCAAGAUUUCGACCCGAAAAUACGAAGAAACGUCCAUUUUAUGGAGCUGAUGGGAAGAUCUACCAAGUUCCCAUGCUGUCCCAAUUAUCUAUCUUCCGCUGUGGCACUACAAGUACUCCAAAUGAGCUGUGGUAUAAUAUUAUUGAAUUGCCGUACCAUGGUGAAAUGAUAAGCAUGUUGAUUGCUCUGCCUACGGAAAACAAAACGCCACUCUCUGCUAUCAUUCCUCACAUCAGCACAAAAACAAUAGGAAGCUGGAUGACAACCAUGGUAGCAAAAAGAGUGCAGGUUAUUUUACCUAAAUUUACAGCAGUAGCAGAAACAGACUUAAAGGACCCUCUGAAAGCUCUUGGCAUUACAGAUAUGUUUGACCAGUCAAAGGCAAACUUUGCAAAAAUAACAAGAACAGAAGGUCUUCAUGUGUCUCAUGUUCUGCAAAAGACAAAAAUUGAAGUUAGUGAAGAUGGAACCAAAGCAUCUGCAGCAACAACUGCAAUUUUAAUAGCCAGGUCAUCCCCUCCCUGGUUCAUAGUAGACAGGCCAUUUGUAUUUUUCAUCCGGCACAAUCCUACAGGUACAAUCUUGUUUAUGGGACAAAUAAACAAACCUUGAAUGUGGAAAAUACUUUCUUCCAGAAGUACAGACUCAUGUGACACAUCCCUGUUCUGUUAAAUAUUUUGUACACUACUCUUUGACUUCACUCAAGCUAGUUUUAACCACUGACUAGGUUUUGAAACGGGAGUCGACGUAGUUCUGGCUUUGUUGGGGAAAAGUACAGAUUGAAAACUAGAGUAUCUCUUCAAAAUGUCUAAAAGAUUCUCUAAACUACUGAAUGGUUACCUAUGCUAACAAACUUUUGAGCUUUUUCUGUAUCUACUAAGAGUUUUAUGUAUGGCUUUUGUGAGAGGAUUUUAACAAGGAAUGAUAAACGUUUCUAUUAAUGUUGGUUUCUUCUUGUGUAUGGAAAAGGUCUAAUUUUGUAGAUACCGCCUAUCAAGAUUUACUUCUGGUUCUUGAGUAUCUUGGUACCUGGAUAUUCUUGGCAGAAAUAGAUUAAAAGUUUAGCAAUUUUUAUUUUAUAUAGUGCAUGUAUCACUGAGAGUUUUAAAACUAAUGUGGUGUUAGAUACACAUCGCAUUGUCCUGUCUUAUUGUAAUGUAAACUUGUCAUUGCUAGUAUACACUUUCUAUUGGAUUUAAAUUUUAUAUUUGUUUUUGUACAAAGGAAAAAAAAUAAAACUGCAUUAUGAACAGUCA